AUGCUUCUCCCCAAGGGCGGGCUGAAUUGGAAGGUAGCGAGGGCAUCCUUGCCGCCGUCCAGAGCUAUCUGGGCAUUUCUCGCCAGAACGAGGUUCCUUCUGCUAGUUGCCAUCACCGGCAUCGUACUAUUACUAUGGCGCGGCAUCAGGACGUCAGCAUCCGAGAUGCAAAGCUUCUACUGCUGGGGACCUUCAAAACCCCCGAUGGAAAUGUCGCUCAAUGAGCAAGCGGCCUGGAGCGGCCACUUGCAAACGCCCGUCAUCUUCAACCACCACGCGCCGAUUGUAGUUAACUCCUCGACGGUGAUCGAGCACGACCUGAACCCCAUCAAGUCGACCCAGAAGGCCGUUGCCAACGAGGAGCGAGUUCUCAUCCUCACCCCGUUGAAGGAUGCCGCUCCGUACCUCUCCAAGUAUUUCGAGCUGGUAGCCGAGCUGACCUACCCUCACCAUCUUAUCGACCUCGCAUUCCUCGUGUCGGACUCCAAGGACGACACCCUUGCUGUUCUCGCCUCCGAGAUCGACCGGAUCCAGAGGCGUACCGACAAGGUCGCCUUCCGGAGCGCGACGGUGGUGCGCAAGGACUUCAACUACCACCUGAGCCAGAACGUCGAAGAGCGCCACUCCUUUGAGGCACAAGGCCCGCGCCGCAAGGCCCUUGGCCGCGCCAGGAACUACCUGCUCUCGGCAUCUCUGAAGCCCGACCAUUCGUGGGUCUACUGGCGAGACGUCGACAUUGUUGACAGCCCCAAGAAGAUCCUGGAGGACUUUAUCGCCCACGACCGCGAUGUCCUUGUGCCCAACAUCUGGUUCCACCGGUACCGGGACGGACGAGAUAUCGAGGGAAGAUUUGACUAUAACUCGUGGGUCGAGUCCGACAAGGGCCGAAAGCUCGUUGCUUCUCUUGACAAGGAUGUCGUCCUCGCGGAAGGCUACAAGCAGUACGACACUGGGCGGACAUACAUGGCCCGCAUGGGUGACUGGCGAAACAACAAGGAUGAAGAGAUUGAGCUCGACGGCGUUGGCGGCGUCAACAUCCUUGUCAAGGCCGACGUUCACCGCUCUGGCAUCAACUUCCCCUGCUAUGCUUUCGAGAACCAGGCAGAGACCGAGGGCUUCGCCAAGAUGGCCAAGCGUGCCGGCUACGGGGUCUACGGCCUGCCCAACUAUGUCGUGUGGCAUAUCGACACCGACGAGAAGGCUGGCAACGCCUAA
Thyridium curvatum is the source of this 1215-nucleotide messenger RNA. RefSeq lists its product as uncharacterized. The coding region runs from base 1 to 1215 and encodes 404 amino acids. Gene Ontology annotation, cellular component: mannan polymerase complex. NCBI's taxonomy places the organism in Eukaryota, Fungi, Ascomycota, Sordariomycetes, Thyridiales, Thyridiaceae. Gene Ontology annotation, biological process: protein N-linked glycosylation; cell wall mannoprotein biosynthetic process. The transcript is spliced from 6 exons. The record is from RefSeq and is a predicted model, not a curated record. Gene Ontology annotation, molecular function: alpha-1,6-mannosyltransferase activity.